AAAUAUUCUUUGAAUAAGGUAAUUCUCUAUUAUUUGGAUUUAGGUUAUUUCUAAUACUUUCCUUAUUUAUUUCACUUUUCUUCCUCAAUGGUUUCUAUCAUCUCUUAGAUAUUCACCAAACACUUAACACUCCUGUAGGAUUCUACCUUGAGAAGACCUUUACUUGUCUUUUAUUUAUUCAAGUUUGUUCUGUUCACUCCUCAGGAUACUUCUUUUUUUUUUUUUUUAGAUUUUAUUUAUUUAUUUGAGAGGUAGAAUUACAGACAGUGAGAGAGAGACAGAGAAAGGUCUUCCGUCCGUUGGUUCACUCCCCAAAUGGCUGCAAUGGCCGGAGCUGUGCCGAUCCAAAGCCAGGAAUCAGGUGCCUCCUCCUGGUCUCCCAUCGGGUGCACGGGCCCAAGCACUUGGGCCAUCCUCCACUGUACUCCCGGGCCACAGCAGAGAGCUGGCCUGGAAGAGGGGCAGUGGGGACUAGAACUGGCAUCCAUAUGGAAUGCUGGCUCCACAGGCAGAGGAUUAACCCACUGUGCUACAGCGCCAGCCCCUGAAACCAUGUUCAUUUUUUAGAUCUUAGCACACACAUCUUCCAGCACCUAGUUUGUCUUUUUAUAUAACUUAUAAUCAGCAUAAUCCUCUACAUAUGUAACUAGUUGUUUAAUGCCUAGCUUCACAACUAGACUGAAAAAUGUACAAUGAUGAGGUCUAUGUUCAUUUUGGAAUGCGAUGCAGUGACUAACAUAUAGGGGUAUUCAGUAAAGUUACUCAAUAGAUGUUGUUAAAUGAACAAAUUAAUGUAUAACGUUUUCAAAGGGAUUUUGUAACUGUGGUUAAUUUUUUUAAUAUUAGAAUUUGAAGCCUUGUGACAUCUACAUUGUUUAAUAUCUCUUGUGCAUUACUUUAUUUAUUGUUGUUCCUUUCAGGUAAUACAAAAUCAAUGAAUAAAACAGAUUAUUCAGCAGUAUUUGAAUUUGUAUUCCUGGGACUUUCUACCUAUAGACCAGUGCAGAAUUUUCUUCUGGCCUUCUCUGUGGUGUUUUAUGUAAUUAUUGUUCUUGGGAACCUCCUUGUUGUGUUUUCUGUGAUGUUCGAUGCUCAUUUACACUCUCCAAUGUACUUCCUUUUGGGAAAUCUUUCAUUCAUUGAUAUGUGCCUUUCUACUGUUACGGUUCCUAAAAUGAUUUCUGACCUUUACUCUGGGAAAAAUAUCAUUUCAUUUCAGGGUUGCAUCCUCCAGAUAUUUGCCCUUCAUGUCCUGGGUGGAUCGGAGAUGGUGCUGCUCUUAGCCAUGGCCUUGGACAGAUAUGUGGCCAUAUGCAAGCCCCUCCAUUACCUGACCAUCAUGAACCCACAGAUGUGCGUUUUGCUUCUGUCUGGUGCUUGGGUUAUUGGUCUCCUUCACUCAUUGGCUCAGUUAGCUUUUGUUGUUCAUUUGCCUUUUUGUGGUCCUAAUGAGAUAGAUAGUUUUUACUGUGAUCUUCCUUGGUUCAUCAAACUUGCCUGCACAGACACUUACAGGAUGGAAUUCAUAGUGACUGCCAACAGUGGGUUUAUUUCCACAGGCACCUUCUUCUUCUUGAUGAUCUCCUACAUCUUCAUCCUGGUCACUGUAUGGAAACGCUCCUCGGGUGGUUUGUCCAAGGCCCUCUCCACCCUUUCAGCUCACAUCACGGUGGUGGUUUUGUUUUUUGGGCCAUGCAUCUUUGUCUAUAUGUGGCCAUUUCCCACAGUAUCAGUGGAUAAAUUUCUUGCCAUUUUGGAUUUCAUGAUUACACCCAUUCUGAAUCCUGCCAUAUACACCUUGAGGAACAAAGACAUGAAGAUGGCAAUGAGGAGACUGGGUAAUCAAGUCCCAGGUUUGAGGAAGAUCUCUUAAGUAAUACAUGAGAGUACAAGUCAUUUAGUAUAUUUUCUACCACACAAAUGACACAAAUACUUUAAUGAAUAUAUGCAGUUUAAGAAUUACAUGACAGAUACUCAAAGUGUUUGAUACAUACACCAUCUUAUGGACCAAGUAUGUCACUUGUAUCCAUAAAAGCUCAGAAAAUCUUGGAUACUUAUGUCCAAAAUCAGUAAUAAUUCGUUUGAUUACUUAUUUAAUUUCCUUUUAUAGAUUAUUUAUGUACUUUAUAGUUUUAAAUAUAAUAGGACAAUUGUGUGUGUGUCUUUGUUUUUAGCAGUCCCCACAUGACCUUAAAAGUUUAUGAAACACAGAGCAGAGCACUGUAUUCACAAGACUAUAACCAAUGUCAAUGGUUUCUUUUAUUUACAGAUUGAAAGACUUCUCACAAGAGCUCUCACUGCAUUUAUUUCUUUUUUAUGUAUAAAAUCUUUUUAUUUAUAUUAUAAUAAAGAAUUCCUUUCUUUGAAAUAAAAUUGCUACAUGUUUGAUGUUGAGCUAGUUAUUUUCAUUUAUGACUUGUUUUGGAAAAUACUUUGAACUACCAUGAAAUAUAUACUUUCUAGUUUUAAACAUUUUUCUGAAUUAACUUUUUUAUACAAUAUUCAGAAUUACUUAUGAAGUUACAUUGAAUUAUGACAACCCUAUUUGUACACUAUUUGGCAAAUGAGGUAUAGUCCAACUAUACAUGUAUAUAAAGGCGAUGAAAAAGCAUAUAUUGCUCAAAGUGUGGCUUCACAUUUUAGAUUACCUGUACUCAAAAUAAUAAUUUACUGGUACUUUACUCAAACUAUAUAUAAACUAUCAUCUUCUCUAAACUGCCCAGAAUAACUGAGUUCUGAUUUCCUUCCCAGUGUACUUCUUUGCUUAAUGCAAAAUGAAAAAAUGCAGUCCAAACUAAAAUAUGGCAUAGAGUAAGUCUAAUGUUAACCAUACCUAGAAAAUUCAUAGCCUAUACUGUAUUAGAGGUAUACAUCUAAUUAGAGGUAGGUAUACAUCUCUAAUUUGUACCUCUAACAAACUCAAAAUGUUAAAAAAAUCUACCAUUUAGUGUACAUAUUUUGGUAAAUAAAUAAAAAUACAUAUCCACGAAUAUAUGAGGGUACU
Molecule: messenger RNA, 3004 nt
Organism: Oryctolagus cuniculus (rabbit)
Lineage: Eukaryota; Metazoa; Chordata; Mammalia; Lagomorpha; Leporidae
Product: olfactory receptor 4F15-like
Biological process (GO): G protein-coupled receptor signaling pathway
Cellular component (GO): membrane
Molecular function (GO): G protein-coupled receptor activity; olfactory receptor activity
Source: RefSeq, a predicted model, not a curated record